Molecule: messenger RNA, 621 nt
Organism: Nicotiana tabacum (common tobacco)
Lineage: Eukaryota; Viridiplantae; Streptophyta; Magnoliopsida; Solanales; Solanaceae
Source: RefSeq, a predicted model, not a curated record
AUGGAUUGCGGCAGCGAAGAGGGAGAAGAUUUCAGUGGACAUAUUGGGUCAUCUUCAAGUAGCUAUAGUGAGGUGCAUAACGGCUUUGGUUUUGGGGAGAAGAACAGAGGAGGUACUUUGUUGUUGGAUUUCGUCAAGGCAUUUGAGUUGGCGAUUGCGAACUCGCGUUUUCCAAAGAAGGAGGAUCAUUUGCAUACUUUCCAAAGCACGGUGGCGAAAACUCAAAUUGACUAUCUCCUCUUCAAGAGAUAUGACCGAGGGUUGUGCAAGGAUUAUAAGAUUGUCCCAAGUGAUACACUAGUGACACACAUUGGUAUUAUGAUAAGGAGGAAGAAGAGCUAUGUACUAGGACGUCCAAGGUUCAUGUGGAGCGCCUUGACUAAGGAUAAAGCUCGGGAGUUGGAAGUGGUCCAAGGUAAAUUGAAAGCAAAGAAGGCGGCAUACCUGAAGUUAGUAGGGAACACUGGCGAGGAGGAGAGAAGGGCGAACAAUGAGAGUUAUAAGGUAGCUAGGAAGGAGGCAAAGCUGGAGCUCAUGGAGGCUAAGACUGUAACUUUUCCUCGUCUGUACAAGGAACUGGGGGAUAAAAGGCGGGAAGAAGAAGUUAUUCUUGUUGGCUAA